This is a messenger RNA of Sceloporus undulatus (fence lizard), 2818 nucleotides long. RefSeq names its product PDZ domain containing 4 (gene PDZD4). The transcript has 8 exons. Gene Ontology annotation, molecular function: protein binding. Bases 313 to 2445 code for a protein of 710 amino acids. The record is from RefSeq and is a predicted model, not a curated record. Lineage: Eukaryota; Metazoa; Chordata; Lepidosauria; Squamata; Phrynosomatidae.
CCAGACGGCAGACGAGUGAGCCUUUCUCCGCAGCCGGCCGCCCUGUCCCUCCUUCCCCCUUGAAAAGAGGGGGACCCCAACCUUGAUCCCCCAAAGGCCAGGGGAGACCUCUCUACCCCCUACCAUGCCCCCCGGGGGCUGAAUGGGGGCCAGCGACCGGAGGGCACCGCCACCCUCCCUGCCCAGCAGGGGCCCUAUGCCAGGGGGGUGGGGGGGGCCGGGAGGGCUGGCAUCGACCCGCCCCCCCACCUGCCCGAUCCCCAUGAGUUGAGCCUUCUUCCCCAACAGAGCCCCCCAGACAGACCCCUCGCCAUGGGAUGUAACAUGUGUGUGGUGGAGAAACCCGAAGAGCAAUACCGGGUCAUGCUGCAGGUGAAUGGUCGGGAGCUGUCCCGUCUCUCACAGGAGCAGACCCUUGAAGCCCUGAGAUGUUCUAAGGAGCCUCUGGUCAUCCAGGUGCUACGCCGCAGUCCCCGCAGCCGGGGUGGUGGUGGUGAAGGACCUAUCCCACAAGGGGAUCCCACCACUCUGGUGGACAGUGGAACACAGACAGACAUCACCUUUGAACAUCUACUGGGCCUAGGAAGGAUGCGGCCACCAAGUCCUCCAGCUGUGACAUUGGAACCCUAUGGGCUGUCAGAUCUCCCCCCAAUUGGACAUGAAUAUUAUGACCCUGUGGAAUUCAUGGAAGGAGGUGCUCCAGAGACUGAACGAGCAGAAGAGCUGGAGUAUGAGGAGGUGGAGCUGUACAAAUCCAGUCACCGGGACAAGCUGGGCCUGAUGGUUUGUUACCGAACUGAUGAUGAGGACGAUGUAGGCAUCUACGUUGGAGAGGUUAACCCUAACAGUAUUGCUGCCAAGGAUGGUCGGAUCAGGGAAGGAGAUCGCAUUGUCCAGAUUAAUGGCAUGGAGGUACAAAACCGGGAGGAGGCUGUAGCAAUUCUCACACAGGAGGAGAGGACAAACAUUUCUCUGCUGCUGGCUAGACCUGAAACUGAGUUGUCCAAGCGCUGGAAGGAUAGUGACCGUGAUGAUCUUCUAGAUGACUUUGGCUCAGACCAUGAAGCUGGAACAAAACCCCGGCGGCUUCUUUCACCACCAAGUCAGCAGAAUGAGCCUCAACAGGAAAAGCCUACUAUGGAUCCUGCCACUCCUUUGACCAACAGCCAGGAGUUGGAUAGUGGUGUCGGCCGCACGGACGAAAGCACACGCAACGAGGAGAGCUCAGAGCAUGACCUCCUAGGAGAUGAAGCACCCAGUGCUGCCAACACACCGGGGACCCUGCGCAAGUUUGGGCCCAGCCUACAGCCCCGUGAGUUCCAUUACAGUAUGGACUCACUGCUGGCAGGGGAGCCCCCGAGCGCCAUGGCUACAGACAUGAUGCCAGGGCUCACUGACGAAGAGUACGAACGCUACCGAGAGCUGCUAGAGCUGAAGUGCCACCUGGAGAAUGGCAAUGACCCAGGCCUGGUGAGCGCAGCACUGGACGUCAACCGCAACGAGGUGGCUCUGCUAGAGGAAGAGCUCCGCCACCUGGAGUUUAAGUGCCGGAACAUCCUGCGGGCCCAGAAGAUGCAGCAGCUCCGGGAGCGCUGCAUGAAGGCCUGGCUGCUUGAAGAGGAAGGAUUGUACACCUUGGAAGGGGAACCCAAGAAACAUGAGCUGUCUGACAUCACUGAGCUGCCAGAACGCUCCGACAAGGACAGCACCAGUGCCUACAACACUGGGGAGAGUUGCCGAAGCACCCCUUUGCUGGAGAGCCCCUUGCGUCGCUUGGCUGAGCCCCCUAACCUCAACCGGACUGCUCCUCCUUCUCCACCACAGCCCAAAUUCCGUCGGGAAGAGCGGGUACGGCGCAGCCCCAAGGCAGCCGGGGAAGGCAGCCCCUAUCUGAGCCGGAGGCAGCGGGAAGAACCACCAGCUCCCAUCAGCCCCAUGAGCCUAGCCAGCAUAUGUAAAGACUCUCUCGGGGGCAAAGCAGAGCCCCGCAUGGAGUGGAAAGUGAAGGUGCGCAGUGAUGGCACUCGCUACGUGGCCAAAAGACCAGUGAGGGACCGGCUGCUCAAAGCCAGGGCCAUGAAGAUCCGGGAAGAACGCAGUGGCAUGACCACAGAUGAUGAUGCUGUCAGUGAGAUGAAGAUGGGGCGCUACUGGAGCAAAGAGGAACGGAAGCAGCACUUGAUCCGGGCCCGGGAGCAACGGAAGCGCCGCGAGUUCAUGAUGCAGAGCCGGCUGGACUGUUUGAGGGAACGGGAAGGCAGCGAAGCCCGGGGGGUGUCUAGCGAGGUCAACAUCUUAGCCUUGAGUCACCGCAAAACCAUGAAGAAACGGAGUCGGCGCAUCCUGGACAACUGGAUUACCAUCCAAGAGAUGCUGGCCCACGGCACCCGCUCGGCUGAUGGACGCAGGGUUUACAACCCAUUACUGUCUGUCACCACUGUUUGAGUGCACAGGAAGGGAACAGAGAACCACAGUGGGGUUUUCUCCCACACCCCAUGGUGUGUGCUGGCGAAUGAAAACCAAGACAGGAUAAACCAUUCUUCCAUUACCAGGAUGGUUAUUCUUAUUUUUUUAAACACACCAGGGAAACAUCGUAUUACUACCACCUGAGCACUGUGGGGCUCAGAAGGGCCCACCUCUCUGAACCAAAAAUUUAGAGUGGAACAGUAAGCCCAGCAUCCCUUCCUGCCUUAAGAAUUGGGGGAUAAGUAGAGGGAUCCCUUCCCCCAAGCUUGCAACCCUCAGGAGCUUGCUGUGGGACAAGGUCUGUUCCUCCUGAUGGUCAAAUAAUCUGUUUGAGAGGUGACUGCGCAAGGCA